AUGGAGUACUGGUCAUUCUCUAAGCCUUCUUUUUCCUCUUCCUCUGCCUCUCCUCCUGAUCCUGCCGCUCCUCCUUCUUCUCCUUCUCAUGUGUUCCUCAGCUUCAGAGGCGACGACAUAGGCAACAGUUUUGCUGGCCAUCUUCAAGCUGCUUUAACCAGGAAGAACAUUAAAAUCUGUGCCCAGAAAGCCAUUGAGGAAGCCAAGCUUUCUGUGGUCAUUUUCUCUCAGAACUACGCUUCUUCCCAAGAGUGUUUGGACCAACUUGGGAAGAUCUUGGAGUGCAGGUUAAAACAUGGCCAAAUUAUAGUGCCUGUUUUCUACCAUGUAGAUCCGUCUCAUGUGCAAAACCAGACUGGGUGUUUUGCUGAUGCUUUUGUCCACCGCGAGAAGGAGCUUAAGGAAUCGUCGCUGAGCAAGGUCCAACAUUGGAGGUUUGCUUUGGCUGCUAUAGCCAAGAUCUCUGGCUGGGAAUGUUCAUCUAACAGGUCAGAAGCAGAAUUGGUAGAGAAAAUAGCUGAAGAUGUGUCACAGAAGCUAAAAGCGAUGCAUAUAGGCGGGUUGGAGGAGAAGAUCGAAAUGCUGAAGCAAACGGCACAAGCGAAACUAGAGAGGUCUUUAAGAACAGGGACGCCAAACGACAUGCAGGAUCUGGGCAAAACGCUAGAAGAGCUCGCUGAUCUAAAACUACAGAAGGCUCUGCGUACAGAUGACCAAAAAGACUGGGAGGAACUCAAUACGACAAAUCAACGCCUUCUGGGAUUGAAACAGCAAAUCUUCGUUCGUGGAUGUCAUCCAAAAGCCAGCGAGGAUUUCAUAGCCACGCAAGAUCGAAUUUCGCAGAUCAUAAAUGAGCAAGAAAACCGUAGGCGCGGCUUGUAUCGUGGAGUAUAAAAUUAAAAUAUAUAUAUAUAUAUAUAUGUAACUUGUCAUUUAAAUUAUAUAUAUAUAUACACUAUUAACUAUUCAUCGUCUUUCUGAGAAUUUGUAAUGCGAUAUGUUUCCUUUCCAAACUUUGUCUUGCGUGUUGCUUGUCUUGGACAAGUUGGAAUUUCCCUCAAAAUCACAUCAAGAUAUAGACACUGUAUAUACGGGUCUUCCUUUGCGGCCGAACUUGAUUCAUUCAAGACUGUUUUUGGAGUUAGUUCAA
Neltuma alba is the source of this 1150-nucleotide messenger RNA. Its product is annotated as disease resistance protein RLM3-like. Gene Ontology annotation, biological process: signal transduction. The coding region runs from base 1 to 894 and encodes 297 amino acids. The transcript has 2 exons. NCBI's taxonomy places the organism in Eukaryota, Viridiplantae, Streptophyta, Magnoliopsida, Fabales, Fabaceae. The record is from RefSeq and is a predicted model, not a curated record.